Pterocles gutturalis (yellow-throated sandgrouse) is the source of this 573-nucleotide messenger RNA. Its product is annotated as potassium-transporting ATPase alpha chain 1-like. The record is from RefSeq and is a predicted model, not a curated record. Gene Ontology annotation, cellular component: membrane. Gene Ontology annotation, molecular function: ATP binding; ATP hydrolysis activity; P-type sodium:potassium-exchanging transporter activity. NCBI's taxonomy places the organism in Eukaryota, Metazoa, Chordata, Aves, Pterocliformes, Pteroclidae. Gene Ontology annotation, biological process: potassium ion import across plasma membrane; intracellular sodium ion homeostasis; sodium ion export across plasma membrane.
AUGACGGGAAUGGUGAUGGUCCCUGUGUCCCCAAGGUGCCACCAUGAGGGGGAUGAUGUCCCCAAGGGUGCCAUCGUGGCGGUGACGGGUGACGGCGUCAACGACUCGCCGGCGCUGAAGAAAGCCGACAUCGGGGUGGCCAUGGGCAUCGCCGGCUCUGACGCCGCCAAGAACGCGGCCGACAUGAUCCUGCUGGACGACAACUUCGCCUCCAUCGUCACCGGUGUGGAGCAAGGCCGCCUGAUUUUCGACAAUUUGAAGAAAUCCAUCGCCUACACGCUGACCAAGAACAUCCCCGAGCUGACGCCGUACCUCAUCUACAUCACGGCCAGCAUCCCCCUGCCCCUGGGCUGCAUCACCAUCCUCUUCAUCGAGCUCUGCACCGACAUCUUCCCCUCGGUGUCCCUGGCCUACGAGCGGGCGGAGAGUGACAUCAUGCACCUGAAACCGCGCAACCCCCGGCGCGACCGGCUGGUGAACGAGCCGCUGGCGGCGUAUUCCUACUUCCAGAUCGGUACUGGGGACACGGGGGACACUGGGGGGACACUGGCGGACAUUGGGGGGACACUGGGG